AUGGUAAAGAGCUUGGGGCUUCCUACAACUAGACAUCCGCAUUCCUAUCGACUUCAAGGGUUAAGUGAAAAUGGCGAAGUCCGUGUCUACAAGCAGGUACACCUUCCUGUCUCAAUUGGUCAGUACUGUGAUGAAGUCAUGUGCGAUAUUGUACCUAUGCAUGCAACUCAUGUGCUACUAGGAAGGCCAUGUCAAUUUGAUAAACAUGCUACCUUUGAUGGUUGGUCUAACAAAUAUACUCUUUUGCACAAUGAUAAACGAAUGGUCUUAAUCCCUCUCACACCUUCACAAGUGUACGAGGACCAACUUAAAUUGCAAAGAGAAUGUGAUUUAGACCGCCAAAAGAACAAACAACAAGGGGCCGAAUCUGAAAAUUGUUCGACCUCUACAUUGGAGCCAUUGGCCCAAUGGAAGAAUGUUGUUACUAGUGUUACAAAUGCACAAGCAUUAGUUAAGUCAAAUACUAGGAAACAAAACAUGAUAAUAAAGGCUAAGGAUGAUAGGAAAGUUAUGCAAUCUAAUCAGCCUUUGUUACUUGUGCUCCGUAAACAUGUGCUCUUGAAUGCUGAUGAAUUCGACAAGGCAUUGCCUUCGAGUGUAGUUGCUUUGUUGCAGGUUAAGCAAGAAGAGGUUGAGUUGAUCAUGGCAUGUCCCAUCCCUAUACCCAUUGGUGGAUAUCAGAGUUUUUAG
This is a messenger RNA of Coffea eugenioides, 690 nucleotides long. RefSeq lists its product as uncharacterized. The transcript has a single exon. The record is from RefSeq and is a predicted model, not a curated record. Bases 1 to 690 code for a protein of 229 amino acids. Lineage: Eukaryota; Viridiplantae; Streptophyta; Magnoliopsida; Gentianales; Rubiaceae.